CGUUCGGUCUGUACAUCACCACACUGAAGGAGUCCACCAAGACAUUCGACGAAGCCACCGAGGCCGUGAAGAUCUUCCAUCGGGCUAUUGCGGAGGGUGUUGAGCCUACGUCCUUCCUGUACAACGCCCUGAUCGGCAAGCUCGGAAAGGCGCGUCGUAUCGAUGACUGCCUGUCCUACUUUGCAGAGAUGCGCGCGAAUGGUGUGCGCCCGACGAGUGUGACUUAUGGCACGAUUGUCAACGCUCUGUGCCGGGUCAGCGACGAGCGCUUCGCCGAAGAGAUGUUUGACGAGAUGGAGUCGAUGCCCAACUACAAACCGCGUCCUGCCCCCUACAAUUCCAUGAUCCAGUACUUCCUGAACACGAAGCGUGAUCGUAGCAAGGUGCUGGCCUACUACGAGCGCAUGCAGUCCCGGAAAAUUGAGCCGACCAUGCACACCUACAAGCUGCUCAUCGAUGCCUACGCGUCCCUGGAGCCCGUGGACAUGGAUGCAGCGAAUAAAGUUCUUGACACGAUCAGGGCGACGGGCCAGCGUCCCGAAGCGGUUCACUACGCUUCGCUGAUUCAUGCCAAGGGAUGUGUGCUGCAUGACAUGGCGGGGGCUCGCGAGGUCUUUGAUUCAGUGAUUGCUAAUCCCGAAGUGCAGCCCCAGCCGUGCCUGUAUCAAGCGCUCUUCGAGGCCAUGGUGGCCAACCACCAGGUUGCGGCUACAGAUGAGCUCAUCAAGGACAUGGAGAGCCGUGGCGUGGAAAUGACUCCGUACAUUGCAAACACACUCAUCCACGGCUGGGCCGCGGAGGGUAAUAUCGACAACGCUCGUGCUAUCUAUGACAGCGUGGGUAUGGAGAAGCGUGAGCCCAGCACAUAUGAAGCGAUGACCCGGGCCUUCCUGGCUGUCGAGGACCGUCCGAGCGCGGCCAAGGUGGUUGGGGAGAUGCUUUCCCGCGGAUAUCCGACUGCGGUAGCCAACAAAAUUGUUGAACUUGUUGGCGGUGGCGCUCCGGCGAUGGUGGCCGCGUAA
Rasamsonia emersonii CBS 393.64 is the source of this 1022-nucleotide messenger RNA. RefSeq names its product Pentatricopeptide repeat protein. The annotation marks the transcript as partial. The record is from RefSeq and is a predicted model, not a curated record. Gene Ontology annotation, molecular function: protein binding. The transcript has a single exon. Lineage: Eukaryota; Fungi; Ascomycota; Eurotiomycetes; Eurotiales; Trichocomaceae.